AUGAGCCUGGACAGCUUCAUGGGAACUUCUACUUCCGCGGCGAAUGCAGGGCAUCAAAACAGUGCAAACAGUCUGAUUGGGGAUCAUUCGCAAGAAAGCAUCUUUCCCGCCGCGCCGCAGAUCACGAAAGACGGGACCACGAACACGCUAUCAAAUGCAAAAGUGUCUGGGUCUGGAAGAAUGCAUGUUUGUCAUGCUUGUCUGGCAUGACUCUUAAAUCUGUCAUGCACGUUACCCAAGAGCUGCGUUUUUCUGUGAUGCAGAAACGCAGUGUGUCAUGCAGAAUAGGCAACACCUACACCUUCCUAGAAGCUCAGAAACUUGUCAUGCUGAGCCAGCACUUGUGGCCUCAUCAUGAGACGCCACCCAGCAUCACAAGUUUCCAGACCCAGACAUUUUUGCAUUUGAUACACGCUGCAGAAUUACGACGACGACUGGGCGCGGGUGUCCGCCGCAGUAGGGUUUUUCAAUAACAGCGCGAAGGAAAAGCGGCCGCUGUCUCCGUUCAUGGAGUCCGUCGUGCAAAUGCUGGAGGAGGCCAACUCGCACGUUGUGAACCUCGCCGCGGCCCGGAAGGCGCAGGCCGGCCAAAACGUCGGCGAGGCCAGCAAGUCGAGCACCGGCGGGUCCAGCAGACGGCAGUUGCUUUCUGGAGCAGCAGCGGGAGCCGCGACUGACGACGAUCUUCAGGCAAACAACAAUGCUUCUGGGGGGAAGAACACGCCUUCUGGCGGAACAAAUGUCACCAACCCCUCCACCGCCGAUAAGCCGAUGUCUGAGCAGGACAAGCAGAACGCCAUGUCGCUGAACUUUGCCGGGAAAGACCUGCUGACGUUCCUCCGCGAACAAUCCGAGUUGCGCACUCCGGGCAGCAACAAAGCCCCGAGCUACCGGAACAGCCGGCAAAACUCCCGGCAUUCGACCACCAGCUUGUUGCAAUCGGACCCGAUUCUCCGGAUGGGCAGUGCGCAGGGCUACCGGCCGAGCACGACCCCGACGCCCUUUAACGUGAGUGAUUUGCUGGACGACAACGACUUCAAAACAACGAAAAAUCUCCGGGAACAGGAGGUUUUGAAGUCCAUUGAGGAGCACCAGUCGGAAAUGGCAAAUUUGGACAUUGACUUGCGGAACAGCAUCGAAAAAACGCUGGAGGAGCUGGAAAACGAAAAGGCAAAAAUGCCGGAUAAUUUACAGCCCGAUGAUGCAAAGAGAAGCGACGCGGGGUCGAUUGCCCGCGCGAUCGUGGAUGGUGUGGAGAAAGCCGUGGCUGAUACGAUCGAAGGGAACCACGGAGAAGGGGUUGAUAAUGCAUCCACGGGACGAGGACAACUGUCCGAAGGCGCAGGAACUGCUGCUCUUUCACCGCGGUGCCAGACAUCCCCGACGAAAACUGGUGACUUGCUGGCCACCACAAAACUCAAUAAUCCCACGGGCAAGUACCACACGCCGUUCGGUGUCGUUUCCGACUGGCUGCCGAUGCUCCUCCAGGGCUUGGACAACGCGAGUAGUCCGACGCUUGACGGCAGCAGUGCUGGACAAGGCAGUUGUUUGAACAAACUUCCUGACGAAAACGACAACCUACCGCCAGAAAUGCUCGCAGCGGCGAAAGCCGCCGAGGAACAGAUCAGCAAAAUGUCGAACCUCCGUAGUCAAACCGCACCGCACAAAAAUUCUUACAGCCUAUCCGACCUGCAGAUGUCGAGAUCGCUUUUGAAAAACAUGCGGAUGAAAAACAAUACUGGUGCUGAUGCUAUGAUGAACAACACAACCAGUGCUUCGUCGAACACUUUAUUGAAGAGCGGUCUGGAACUGAACCAAAACCGCCCGAGCGUGAUCAACACGCCGCUGAGAGAAAAUCAGCAACUGAUCGAGGAGGAGUACACGCACAAUUCGGAGCAGUUUGUCCAGUCGGGCAACUUCCUUCUCGCCAACGAAGAGGAGGAGAGGUUGUUGCACAAGAAAAAACUCCUCCAACAAGAACUCCAAAACGACGACAUGACGAGCGAGAAUUGCUACACUACGCCCCCGAUGUCCGGCGUCCACGGGUUGUUCGCGAACAGCAGCUUCUACGACAACUUCGUCGCCGGCGGUGUCAUGCACGCUGGUGGCUAUAAUCACCCCCAUAGCGCAAACAAUUCCGUGAUGAACAACACGGGGAGCUCCUUCUGGUCCCAGGACGGCAGCAGUUUCUACGGAGGAGGGGCGGAGAGCGGGUUUACCACCAGCAUGAACGAUUUCUACAACAGCAAAACUGGCGGGACGAGUAUUGGGAAGAUGAAGGAUGAUAAGCAUAAAGGAAACAAUGGCAAAUCUGGAAGUACAACUACUGGCAGCACUACCACCGGGUCCUUGAUUCGCGGCGCACCGAAACAGGCUCGGAAUGCGCACUCCGUACCGACGUCCCGUGCGACGACGAACAGUGGCGCUUUUACCUCCAGCACUAGUUCAUCCUCAAAUUUGUUGCGCAACAUGAGCACGACCUCGGUUUCCGCUGCCGUGCAGAAGAGGCAACUGGCCGCGGAACAGCAGGCGAUAAUUGCAGCACAGAACUUGAAUAAUUACCAGCAGGUCGUCCCCCGCACGCCCUCACAGUGGACGCAAAAGGAAAAAAGGGAGUACUUGAUCGAGCGUCAGAAGCAGCCGUUGAGUGACGCACAGGUCUAUUCUCCGCCUAAAGUUGGAAAUGGAGCAACUACAUCAAAUAGUGGGCAGAACUCUCUUAAGUCGGGAAGUGCGUCGAAGAAACUACGGGAUUUAGUUUUAUUCGACCAGCGGGACUGUCGGAAGUCCAAGUACGACGGAAAACGGGUGCUGACGAACAGCAAGGGCGGGAAGAGGCGGUCUAGUUCCUUGAUUCUGCAGCCGACGACAAAUAAAAACUCGAUGAAUAUGAAUAACGCUACUACUGGAUCGUCUCUGAUGUUCAACAAAACGGAUCUGUUGCCCCUGACAUUCCCCACCAUUUCCGAGCAGGAGAACGAGGGGAGUUUCGAAGAUGCGGGAGCGAGUAGUCUCUUCCUCGACCACCCCGGACUACAGGAGCCCUCUUUGGACGACACGACGUUGUUUGACAGCCGGUCACAGACGUCCCUGGAGUUGGACUCCGGCUCCGCCUCCGGAUCUUCCUUGGAACUGAUGGGAAACGUUGGCGGGCAGGAGUCGUCGGUCACGCUGCCGCAUCUGGUUGCGCCAGGAAGUGGAGUUGAUGUGUCGUCCGCUUCGACAACUUUCGACCAGAUAAAUCUCCACGGAAUUGGUAAUAAGACUGGCGAGAGUUGUGAUGAAGUGUACAAGCCCUCAUUCGGCGCUUUUUCGCAGAUCCUCCAGGACGAGGAUCAACGGGCGUUUUUCCGGGAACCCGCAGCGGCUCCGUCCAGUACGGAAUUCUUUUCUGCUGGAGCAGCGGAAGGCGGUGCAGCGGCGCCUGGCGCUGGCUCUACUUUUGGUCAACAAGCGUCUCUGUACGGCUCGUCGGUGGAUAAUUUUGCAAGUCAAGCCAACCCGAUGAUGCACACCUCUGCGGCGAAGAUGUUUUCGGUAGAGAAAAAGCGAACGACUCGAUCAACUUCCACGUCGCCUAUGAAGAGCCAGAGCCCGUCGAAGAACAAGAAUAAAGAACAAGAGCUACAGAAUAGCAGCAACGCGCAGAUUUCUAAUAAGUGGUCGGAGGACGUGCAGCAUCGAAGGGAGCUGAUCAAAAAGCUGAAGUAUUCCAAUGCACCGAUCACAGAUCAUAAGGAACAUCAACUGCUGCAAUUAGAACUCGAGCAGAAGUACGGUUCCGUGGUGCAGAACGGGCAACACCAAAAUUCCCUGACUCUGAUGCCGCUGCCGACGAUAGGACAGACGGGGAAGGGAGCCGGAGGUGGCGUUUUCAACAACGGUGGUGGCAGAACAUUAAAUGCAGCUGCUGGGUCAGCUUCAACUGCGACGACGUCCGCAGGAGCGCAGUCCUCGCACCCACGGCGCGCGUCGACCUGCGUCGGUUGGUUUGCGGAACCGAAAUCAGCGAUGAAAACGGCUUCGGAUUUGAAGAAGAACGAGCUGCUCGGCGUUGUGCACGACAAAGUCGGGGACAUUGUCUUCCACAACAACAUUCGCGAGCCCAUGUCGCCGCACAGCAUGCGAACGAUCAAGCCGAAGCGCGGGCAAGCGACGCAGGGCAUCAUGACGGUCUCCGACCGGAAAGCCGCGGCACUGAGCCCUAAGAAGGGGUUUUUGGUCACGGUUGGAAACUCCAUUUUAACGUCGAGUAGUGGGAAUGCGAAUGGGGCGCAAACCCCGGUGAUGGAUUACCAUGGGAGUCGGAACAACAGUCGGGCCGCGACGCCGAGUGGAUUCAUGCGCCGGGUGCAGGAAGAGGAGAAAAGCCAGGGGAUCAUGGACCGGAAUACCGCGGUAGAAGCGGUUGCUUUUGGCACUGCUGGAGGGAUUAGCGGGGAGCACGAUAAUGGUGGUGCAAGCGGAGUGUUGAAGAAAGUUACUGUGGUCGGCGGAGAGCAAAACUCAUCUGCACCGUCCAAGCAGUCCCUUUCUUCGCCGAUCAAAGACAACUUCAAACUCGAAUUGCAGAGAAAAGCGGGCGGUGAUGCGACUGCUGCUCCGCCGAGGAAGGAGAGGGAAAACGUGAAGGCGAUCUCGUCUUCGGUGUUGCAAGCGCAGACGGAAUUGGAAAAGGCGGCGAAUUCGGAUGUGCUGUAGGAAAGGCACGAAAGUUUUUUCGUACUACUGGUAGGAGCGAGCCAGGGUUUUGAUAAGCAUAAGAUAGGUGUCGGCUAGAAUACAACGCGGCUUGUCUCUAAAUCAGCUCCACAAUCUAGUAGACGUAAAUUUGGUUCUGACGACGAGGCGUUCGCGCAUGGUAGCAAGUAGUAUAGAAGUACGGUUUUUAUUUGAAGUAAGUAGCAUUGAUUCAGUUUAUCGAAGAUAGCACUUUGUAUUUGAGUUUCUUUCAGAUUCAGAAAAAUCUCGUUUGACUUUGAGUCGCAUUCGUUCUAGUUUCAGACACCAGAGGCAGAGGAAGCGUAACAGUGUACCGAAUCAAAUUUCUAUGUCAAUAUGGUAAUUUUCGUUUCGCAUUUUGAGUUUAUCAUUAUCGCAAAGCAAUAAAAUUUCAAUACCUAGUAUCAGACAAACAUUAAAGGGUAGGUGACAUCGUUUACACUAGAAUUGUAGCAUGCAUCAUGUUUUCUCGAAAAAAUAGUUGGAUUUAACUCGCAACUUUUCAACGUUCUCCCUGAUUUACAACAACUUUUUGGGUUCCACUUUCACAGCAAUUUUCUCAUGGUCUUACUUUUUUGAUUUAGCAACUGUAACAUUUUUCAUUGAAAGUAGCUUUGUUUCUUACAUACAGCAUUCAUAGUUUUAUCGGGUAAUACUAAUAGCUUUGUGUGACAAGAACUACAACUUCAACGUUUCAGGCACUUCAUUUACAUUUCUUUUGUGUACACUAUUUUCAUCGGCAUUCGUGCCUGUCUUGCUGCUCG
Messenger RNA from Amoebophrya sp. A120, 5486 nucleotides. Lineage: Eukaryota; Dinophyceae; Syndiniales; Amoebophryaceae. The record is from the annotation of a GenBank genome assembly.